UGUUUUUAAGGUUAUGGUUACGAUUAUGUUUUUGUUUAAAUAUUAUUCGUAAUUUUGUUUAUUAAUGCAUAUGUUCAAAAAAUUUGAAGGUUAAUAUAGUAAAAUUAUACGAUUCAGACGUAAUAAAAUUUUAGUUACCAAACGAUUUAAAUGUUUAGUAUUCAGCAUUCAAGUACCCCUCUUAACCAUUCAAAUAUCGAUUCAACAUUCAGUAUUAAGCACUUAAUACUAUCAAACAUAGCCUAAGUAAAAGUCGAAAAAAUCCCCAAAUUAGUAGGGCUUUUCAAAUUACGAACAAAAGCCCAAUGGUAAGAGCGAACGUGUCUCUUCUGAGAAGCGCCGGCGCCGGAAUAAGCACCACUCUCGCCGAGAUUCUUGUCUGCCCACUCUCCAAACAGCCCUUACGUCUUUGCGAGAAAACCAAUUCGCUGAUCAGCGAUUCCAUCGGCGUUUCGUUUCCGAUUGUCGAUGGAAUUCCUCGCCUUGCGCCGGCCGACGGAACGAUACUCGAUGCGGACGAUAACUCCGAUUCCGGCGGUGUAGAAGAUUCGCAGGAUAAGGAUUCAAGUGAGAAGAAGUAAGCAUCUUUCAUAUUUCUAUUUUUCACCCUAUAAUUUGCAGAAAUGGUGUUUUUCACCCUAUAUUUACGAUUAAUUCAAUCGUGAUGGUGAACUUUUGCUCGAUUGUUAUGCUUAUUCUAUGUUAAAUCCAUCUAUUUUUCUGAUGUUAUUGGCCCUUUAGGAUUAAAACUAAUUACAUAGUUGAUUUAUUAUAUAUGUGUGUAAGAGUGUAAACGAAUCGAGUCGCCUUAUUGUUACCAUGCUUCAAAGUUGUGUUCUGAGCUUGGUUUGAUUAGCAAUCGAGUCGAACUCGAACGAGCUUUAAUCGAGCUCGAAUAA
This is a messenger RNA of Erythranthe guttata (spotted monkey flower), 899 nucleotides long. The record is from RefSeq and is a predicted model, not a curated record. NCBI's taxonomy places the organism in Eukaryota, Viridiplantae, Streptophyta, Magnoliopsida, Lamiales, Phrymaceae.